Molecule: messenger RNA, 1472 nt
Organism: Thecamonas trahens ATCC 50062
Lineage: Eukaryota; Apusomonadida; Apusomonadidae
Exons: 2
Coding region: 117-1472 (451 amino acids)
Source: RefSeq, a predicted model, not a curated record
CGCCGCCGCUCUGCCUAUCUGCUCCGCUAGAGGCACACACCGCCGUCCUUCCACUCUUGGCCGACUCGCAACAAUCGCAUGUGAGCCAUGUCUCCUCCCCGCCGGUCUCACCCCGUAUGCUCCCUCCGCCACCGGCCGCGCUCCUCGUCCGCUCUUCCAUGCCCGCCCGAUCACCAUCGCGAUCACCGCCGUUUUUAGGAAAAGGCCGUGCAGCGCCCGGCUCGGCCGCACACCGCCGACACUGCCUCUCGCCGCUGCCCUCGCCGCCGCUGGUCGUCCGUAACCUCGCACGCACCGUGCUGGUCGAGGACAGCGACGACGGCAGCGGAAGCGGUAGUGGUAGCGGCAGUGGCAGCAACGCCAGGCCCAUCGAUCUGUUCGCUAAUGGAAGCAGCGACGGCGAGAGCAGCGACGUGCAGAGCGACGCGCAGAGCGACGCGCAGAGCGACUUGUUUGCCGCCGGCGAGCUAGUCCCGGAUGCCGAAGCCUCGUCGCGGGCGCUGAGCUCGUCGGGCAUCGUGCUGAAGGCCAUUCCGCCGUGCUCGGGCCUGCGUCUCGAGACAAACACCGUGGCCGACGCAGAUGCCGAUGCUGGCGUGAGCAGCUCGUCGGGCGAGCUUGAUGUGGCCGCUGCUGCUGGCGGCAGUGGCCCUCCUCGCCCGCACUCGCCACUUGUCCUGCCGUCGCCGUCGGUCCCACCGUCGAGCGACGUGCCGCAAGCGGCGCCGCAGACGCGGGUCGAGAUCCGGCGGCGAGCGUCGCGGCUGCGGCGGCGGCCGGCUAGCCGGACCCACAAGCGCCCGCGUGGCUCCGACUCGGGCUCUGAAUCGGCGCUCUUCCGCAAGCGCCCACACGUCCUGCACCCGGCUCCUGCCCAGAUUCUCAGCAGCGUCAGCCUUGAGCUCGGCUUGGCCCACCACGACGAGGCCGCGUCGCGGGCUGCGCUGGCGUCAGCGCUCCAGGCGAGCGGCAUGGCGUCCAGCGAGCCGCUGGCGCUGCCACCGUCGCAGCUGUCGCGCACCGAUGGCAAGCAGGGCGAACCGGAUGACUGGCACGCGUCCUGCGCCCGCCCGCAGCGACUGAGCAACUUCCCUCCGUCGCAGCUCUCUUCGCAACAGAGCGGGCGGCUGGUGGGCCCCUCGCUCGCAGCUUCGCUGGCGGCUCUGGAGCGGCCGGGGCCGCCGCCGCCGCGGGUUGUCCUCAACAUCGACACCGAGUCGGACGACGACGACGACGACGACGUACCGCAGAAGCGCGGGCGCCGGCUGGAACGGCGUUUGUCGUCAUCGCUGUUGCUCUCGAAGCGGGUGGCGCCGCCGCGACCCGUGGCUGUCCGGGCAGGCUACGGUGCCGCCGCCGCCGGCGACGCCGGCGAGCUGCUGAAGACCGCGGGCUGUAGACGGUGUGAGCUCUGCGGCGAGUCGAUGGCAGCCGGAGCGCUCGCGCGGCACCUCAACGUCUGUGCGCUGUGA